AUGGCUGGACUUAUGGCUUUGGAGUUAAAUGAAAAUAAAAAAUUCAAUACGCUGGGUGCGCUUGUUGAUUUAAACUGCCUCCAAGGAAAAGAUCGGCCAACGCGGCCCCACGGGGCGGGGCUCAAUCUUCACCUUCUCUUCCCCAAAACCCUUCCAUAUAAGAACAGAACAGCUCCGAGGUCAGAGGGGUUUAACGUUUAUAUAGUCCGAACUCAAGCACAGCAACAACCAGAAAGUACUCAAACUUCUCAUCCAAAACUUGCUACCAGACCCAUCUUCAGUUUUUUCCCUUCCCCGCCAUUACGGAUUCUUCAUCUUCUUCCUGUUUCAGCUUUUAGACCCGCUACCAUCACCCUGGCUUCCACGGCUGCAUCUUUUCUCCCUUGCCCACCUGCCCACUACCACCACUGCCAUUCCUCCCCCGCCACUUCAUGCAGCAGGGUAAGAGGAAAAGGCCUGUCGCCUUCUCUUAAUGGCUCUCCUUAUGCCGCCCACAGUAGGAAGCCGACCUUAAUCUGCAGGUGCGUGCAGACCAACACCUUCGUCUCUUCCUCAUCAGAAUUCGAGGAUUCGCCUGGGUUCAAGCGGCAACUUCUUAUCGAACAGUUCUCUUCUCCUCUCCAUUGCCCUCCCUCCCUCACCCCCGUUGACGAUGAUCUCGUUCUUGGUCCCGCCACCGAUGGGUAUCUAUGGACGGCUCGUGGGGUUACCGACGUUCUGCCUGGAGAAGCCCCUCCGAGGGUUUUCCUCCUCGACCCACCUUGGCUUCCGGGGGAACUCGUGCAGGAGAGCAGAAGGCGGUUGCGGGAGAGGGAAAGAGAGAGCAGGAUGUAUAAUUUGCUGAGGAGGAGACAGGUGAAGAUGGAGACGGAAGCAUGGGAGGACGCAGCCAGGGAGUAUAGGGAGCUCAUCAAGGAGAUGUGCGAGAAGAAGCUGGCUCCCCAUCUUCCAUACGUGAAAUCUCUCUUUCUCGGCUGGUUCGAACCGUUCCGGGAUGCCAUAAGGAAGGAUCAGGAGUUCCAGGCCAAGCGAAAAAACCUAGCUGCCGCUUACGCACCGUACAUUGGCCAUCUGCCGGCAGAUAUGAUGGCGGUUAUUGUGAUGCAUAAGAUGAUGGUGCUGCUGAUGAACGGGCAGGAUGAUGGGUGCGUCCGGCUGGUUCACGCCGCCUGCCACAUUGGGGAAGCUAUCGAGCAGGAGAUCAGGAUUUAUAACUUUUUCCAGAGAACUAAGAAAUCUGCAAAGGAAAACCAUGAAGAAGAAGUAAAGAAUCAAAAGGCUCUAAGGAAACGUGUGAUGAAUUUGCUGAAACAGAGAAAAUUUCGUGAUGUGCAAUUACUGGUCGAAGAUGAAGAUCUGGAACCUUGGGGUAGAGAUGCUCAUGCUAAGUUGGGAAGCCGCCUGAUAGAUUUAUUGGUUCAAACAGCUUAUGUGCAACCUCCACUUGAUCAACUAGCAGAAGGUCCUCCUGAAAUUCGUCCUGCCUUCAUUCAUACAUUUAAAACUGUCAAGAAGGAAGCAGACAAGUCCGUCAAGAGGUAUGGAGUUAUUGAAUGCGACCCACUUGUACGUAAAGGGCUUGAUGCAACAGCAAGGCAUUUGGUUAUACCUUACAUGCCAAUGUUAAUUCGUCCAAAAAAAUGGACAGGGUAUGACAGUGGUGGGCACCUGUUCUUGCCUUCUUAUAUCAUGCGCACUCAUGGAGCAAAGCAACAGCGUGUUGCACUUAAAAGUGUUCCAAAGGACCAACUGAAGAAAGUAUCUGAGGCCCUUGAUAUUCUUGGAAGCACAAAAUGGAGGGUGAACAGAAGAGUGCUUGAUGUAGUUGAUAGCUUGUGGGCAUGUGGACAACCUCUUGCUGGCUUGGUAGAUCGCAAUGACGUUCCUUUGCCUGAGAAGCCAUGCACUGAAGAUGAAGCACAAAUGAGGCAAUGGAGGUGGAAUGUCAAAAAAGUAAAAAAGGAAAAUAGUGAGAGGCAUGCUCAGAGAUGUGAUAUUGAACUUAAACUUUCGGUGGCAAGGAAAAUGAGAAAGGAAGAUGGCUUUUAUUAUCCACAUAAUCUAGAUUUCCGAGGACGUGCCUAUCCCAUGCAUCCACACUUAAAUCAUCUUGGUUCUGAUCUUUGCCGUGGAAUUUUGGAGUUCGCUGAAGGAAAGCCACUAGGAAAAAGUGGAUUGCAUUGGUUAAAGGUACACUUGGCAAACUUGUACGGUGGCGGUGUAGACAAGCUUUCAUAUGAUGGGCGGUUGAUGUUCAUUGAGAACCACUUGGCGGAUAUAUUUGAUUCGGCAGAAAGGCCCAUUGAAGGAAGGCGUUGGUGGUUAAAUGCUGAAGAUCCAUUUCAGUGCUUGGCUGCUUGUAUUGAUCUGUCCAAUGCAUUAAAAAGCCCUUCUCCAGAAAAUGCUGUUUCACACAUUCCAGUUCAUCUGGAUGGCUCGUGCAAUGGUUUGCAGCAUUAUGCAGCUUUGGGACGAGAUAGGUUAGGGGCUGCUGCAGUAAAUCUAGUUUCUGGGGAGAAACCAGCGGAUGUUUAUUCGGGUAUAGCUGCAAGAGUUUUGGAGAUCGUUGUCAGAGAUUCUAAGAAAGAUCCCAUUGCGCAUCCAACUGCUUUACUUGCUCGUGCUUUAGUUGGUCAGGUGGACCGCAAAUUGGUUAAGCAGACUGUGAUGACUUCAGUUUAUGGGGUUACUUAUAUUGGUGCACGUGACCAGAUCAAAAGAAGAUUAAAAGAACGUGGUCUCAUUACUGAUGACAAGCUGCUAUUUAGUGCAGCUUGCUAUGCAGCAAAAGUUACACUGUCUGCAUUGGAAGAAAUGUUUCAAGCUGCACGGAGUAUUAUGUCUUGGCUUGGUGACUGUGCCAAGGUGAUUGCUUCAGAGAAUGAACCAGUAAGAUGGACCACUCCUCUUGGGCUUCCAGUUGUGCAACCGUACUGGAAACAGUCCAGGCACCUUGUUAGGACUUCACUUCAGGUUCUGGCAUUACAAAGAGAGAGUAACAAGGUUUUGGUAAAGCGGCAGAGAACUGCUUUUCCACCAAAUUUUGUUCAUUCGCUUGAUGGUUCACAUAUGAUGAUGACUGCUGUUGCUUGCAAUGAUGCAGGUUUAAACUUUGCAGGGGUGCAUGAUUCAUAUUGGACGCAUGCGUGUGAUGUUGAUGACAUGAGCCGUAUCCUCAGAUCAACGUUCGUUGAACUUUAUAGCAUGCCCAUUCUUGAGAAUUUGUUGGAGAGCUUUCAAGCAUCUUUUCCAUCUCUUGUUUUCCCUCCACUGCCAGAUAGAGGUGAUUUUGACUUGCAAGAGGUGCUUGAAUCUCCCUACUUUUUCAACUGAUUCUCUGUUUCACGAGAUCUUCAGUCUUGUGCAUAGUGUUACUUCCCCAGUGGCCUGCAUUUCAUGUCAUGGGCGGUUUCAGCGUGGAAUGUCUUUGAACGCCAACGAUGUAGCGUAAUGGUUUGGUUAUGGCAAACCUUUUGCAAACGUAACGGUAAAGCUCCGAUUGAGCUCACUUUGUGAAGCGGCAGGCGUACACACCAUACUGCAGUUCGUGCUGGAGAAUUCAUCAUGGAGGAUGAAGAUAUGUUCAUUCAACAUAAGUCCACUCACAUUCAUUCUUAUGGAAAAGUAAUGUAAUAAAAAAUAUUAUUGCUGCAUGGUCUGCAACCACGCAAUCUGUAUAAAUUCAUACGCCGCUAGCAUCUGUCACCAAAGGUGUUGCCUCGGUAAGUUGAAGGACACAAUUUGAGAUGUGUAACAGCAGCAUCCUCUUCCAUCUGUAUCUAGGCAGUCGCAGUUUUGGCUUGUAUAUUCACGAAGAAUCCAUCAGCUUUAGGGCAUCCAUUAAAUCUAGUGAUUUAUGUUGCUCACAGUGGGUGUUGAUAAAAAACACUCGUAAAAAAAAUGAUUUAAUAAAAUAUGUUUUCCCCAUUUAUCUGGGGAAAUUUA
Nymphaea colorata (pocket water lily) is the source of this 3945-nucleotide messenger RNA. Its product is annotated as DNA-directed RNA polymerase 1B, mitochondrial-like. The record is from RefSeq and is a predicted model, not a curated record. Lineage: Eukaryota; Viridiplantae; Streptophyta; Magnoliopsida; Nymphaeales; Nymphaeaceae. Gene Ontology annotation, cellular component: mitochondrial DNA-directed RNA polymerase complex. Bases 1 to 3333 code for a protein of 1110 amino acids. Gene Ontology annotation, biological process: mitochondrial transcription. Gene Ontology annotation, molecular function: DNA binding; DNA-directed RNA polymerase activity. The transcript is spliced from 20 exons.